CACAAACGCAAACAGCACCUACCCAACCCAACCCAACAACACUAUUGCAUCUUUGUCCUCAAUAAAAGCAAGAGCGCUUUAUUAUCAUAUUUAUCAACCGACCAAGAGAGAGAGGAGGCUAUAUUCGCGCGCCUCUCUCUUUAUUUCUCCGCCACCACCACCGCAUCUCUCCGUGUCUCCGUCUCCGUCUCCGAUCUGCAUUCUCCAUUCUCAUCAGAUGCCGCCGCUACUCUCCAAUUCCGCGCCAUGCUGCACCGCCGUCGUUUACUCCUCCCACCGGAAGGCGACAUUCGCCUCUCCUUCAUGGAGGAAUUGCAAGCUCACGUCUCCAACUCUGCGUUUCUCCGAGAAUGACAAAUUCAAUGUGUCACGGUUAGCUCUUGGCCACUCUAGGCGAGCGGUUAAAGAGCGGACUAUAUCAAUGGCAUUAGUUGGCGACGCUGUUGGACAAAAGGGGGAAGUGGCCAGCUCAUCUAGCAUCUUGGCAUAUGAUUUGAUUCAGGGGGCACUUGUGAGAUGGAGUUCUGUUAUGGACAGAUCUUUACCUGAUCCACCAACUGCUGUUUUUCUUCAUGGGAUCCUUGGUUGCAGGAAAAACUGGGGAACUUUUGCUAGGAGAUUGGCUCAAGAGUUUCCUACGUGGCAGUUUCUUUUGGUAGACUUGCGAUGUCAUGGUGAUUCAACAUCAAUAAAAAAGAGAGGCCCCAAUACCGUUGCAUCUGCUGCUUUUGAUGUUUUGAAACUGGUUCGGGAUCUAAGAAUAACACCUCGUGUGUUAGUUGGUCAUAGUUUCGGGGGGAAAGUUGUUUUGAGCAUGGUGGACCAAGCUGCAAAGCCUCUUGCUCGGCCAGUGAGAGCUUGGAUUCUGGAUGCAAGCCCUGGAAAAGUUCGAGCAGGUGGAGAUGGAGAGGACCAUCCAGCAGAACUCAUAUCCUUUCUAAGUACAUUGCCAAAGGAGGUCUCUUCAAAGCGGGAUGUUGUCAAAGCUCUUAUUCAACAAGGAUUUUCCAACGAUGUGGCACAGUGGGUUGUGACUAACCUGCGACCUACCAGCUCUCCUGGUUCACAAUCGUCAGGCUUCUCAUGGGUGUUUGACCUAAGGGGGAUUGCAGAAAUGUAUCAAUCCUAUGAAGAAACAAAUUUGUGGAAAAUUGUUGAAGAUGUACCUCGGGGUGUACAUGUGAACUUUUUGAAAGCAGAAAGAAGUUUACAUAGAUGGGCUCUUGAAGAUCUUCAGCGGAUCCAUGCCGCUGAGGAGCUUGCUGUUGAGGAAGGAGGUGGGGUUGAAAUGCAUGUCCUUGAAGAUGCUGGUCACUGGGUACAUGCUGAUAACCCAGAUGGACUCUUCAGGAUAUUGUCAUCAUCUUUCAAGUGAAGCAAGACCGGAAUUUACAUGUGUGUUCUCUCUAGUAACUUAUAUUUAUACGAGAUGGGAUUGCCUUUCACACUUCACAGUUUGAUGCUAUUCCUUCUUCCCAUUUUUUGCCUAGUUGUCCCUAUUGUAUAUGCUAUUGUUUUUUAUCUUCUUGUACAUCUCCAUAAAUUAUAUAUAUAUAUUUUUUUUAUAUUUAUUUAUCGUUACUCUA
Cajanus cajan (pigeon pea) is the source of this 1586-nucleotide messenger RNA. RefSeq names its product alpha/beta-Hydrolases superfamily protein. Lineage: Eukaryota; Viridiplantae; Streptophyta; Magnoliopsida; Fabales; Fabaceae. The record is from RefSeq and is a predicted model, not a curated record.